Messenger RNA from Meriones unguiculatus (Mongolian gerbil), 3849 nucleotides. RefSeq names its product midline 2 (gene Mid2). The record is from RefSeq and is a predicted model, not a curated record. The coding region runs from base 518 to 2725 and encodes 735 amino acids. Gene Ontology annotation, molecular function: protein binding; zinc ion binding. The transcript has 10 exons. NCBI's taxonomy places the organism in Eukaryota, Metazoa, Chordata, Mammalia, Rodentia, Muridae.
CUAGGAAGGUGGCCCAGUGCCCCUUCUGUCCGGGCCCCUCCCAGAACUCCCUUGGGGUGUCAGUCUGGUCUCCACUUGCCCCCACUCCACCCUCCUUUCGAAGGGAUUGCCUUUUUUUUUUCCUCUGCGGCGGCGGAAAUGACAGUGUGGUGCCGUGGUGGUGUCAUGGUGCUGCCUCUGGACUGAGAGGCGAAAACUCUUAACUUUAGCCUGGGAGACCCAGACGCGGGAACGUCGUGGUCGGCGAGCUGUCUGUCCCCUGUGGGGUGCGCGGGCUGGCUGGUCCCAGCUGCUGCUGCUGUUGCUGUUGCUGUUGCUGCUGCUGCUGCUGCGCGGCGGCGGCGGCGGCGGCCGCAGUGGCAAAGGCAGGCGGCGGCCUAGAGUGGUGGCGGCGGCAGCGGCAGCGGCAGCGGCAGCGACAGCGGCCCGGGAGCUCGCGCAGAAGCUCAAGCCAGUUUGCUGCGGAGGCCCGGCGCUCCCAGGCGCGCGGAGGAGAUGGCUGGCACCCGGGAACAAUAUGGGUGAAAGCCAAGCCUCUGUGGUUCUUAAUGCCUCAGCAGGAUUAUUUUCACUAAAGAUGGAAACACUGGAGUCUGAAUUGACCUGUCCAAUCUGCCUUGAGUUGUUUGAAGACCCCCUUCUGCUCCCUUGUGCUCAUAGCCUGUGUUUCAGCUGUGCCCAUCGCAUCUUGGUCUCAAGCUGCAGCUCCGGUGAAUCCAUUGAACCCAUUACUGCUUUUCAGUGUCCUACAUGCAGGUAUGUUAUCUCGCUGAAUCACCGGGGCUUGGAUGGCCUCAAGAGGAACGUGACCCUGCAGAACAUUAUUGAUCGCUUCCAAAAGGCUUCAGUCAGUGGGCCCAAUUCUCCAAGUGAGAGCCGCGGGGAGAGGACUUACAGGCCUAGCUCCGCCAUGUCUAGUGAGCGAAUUGCUUGCCAAUUUUGUGAGCAGGACCCUCCAAGAGAUGCUGUGAAGACAUGCAUCACGUGUGAGGUCUCCUACUGUGACCGUUGCCUUCGGGCCACACACCCUAACAAGAAACCUUUCACCAGCCAUCGCCUGGUGGAACCAGUUUCAGACACACAUCUUCGAGGGAUUACUUGCUUGGACCAUGAGAAUGAGAAGGUGAACAUGUACUGUGUAUCUGAUGACCAAUUGAUCUGUGCCUUAUGCAAACUGGUGGGUCGUCACCGAGACCAUCAGGUCGCUUCUCUGAAUGAUCGAUUUGAGAAACUAAAGCAAACUCUGGAAAUGAACCUCACCAACCUGGUUAAACGCAACAGUGAACUAGAAAAUCAAAUGGCCAAACUAAUACAGAUCUGCCAGCAAGUUGAGGUGAAUACUGCUAUGCAUGAGGCAAAACUUAUGGAAGAAUGUGACGAGUUGGUAGAGAUCAUCCAGCAGAGGAAGCAAAUGAUUGCUGUCAAAAUCAAAGAGACAAAGGUUAUGAAACUGAGAAAGUUGGCACAGCAGGUUGCUAACUGCCGCCAAUGUCUUGAACGAUCAACAGUUCUCAUCAACCAAGCUGAGCAUAUCCUAAAAGAAAAUGACCAAGCACGGUUCCUGCAGUCUGCAAAAAAUAUUGCUGAGAGGGUCACUAUGGCAACUGCAUCUUCUCAAGUUCUGAUUCCAGACAUCAAUUUUAAUGAUGCCUUUGAAAACUUUGCUUUAGAUUUUUCUAGAGAAAAGAAACUUUUGGAGGGGCUAGACUAUUUAACAGCCCCAAACCCACCAUCUAUCCGAGAAGAACUCUGUACUGCCUCCCAUGACACCAUUACAGUCCACUGGAUCUCGGAUGAUGAGUUCAGCAUCAGCUCCUAUGAGCUUCAGUACACCAUAUUCACUGGCCAGGCUAACUUCAUCAGUAAGUCAUGGUGUAGUUGGGGCCUGUGGCCAGAGAUAAGGAAAUGUAAGGAAGCAGUAAGCUGCUCAAGAUUGGCUGGUGCGCCACGAGGCCUGUAUAAUUCAGUGGACAGCUGGAUGAUUGUGCCCAACAUUAAGCAGAACCAUUACACAGUGCAUGGACUCCAGAGUGGGACACGCUACAUCUUUAUUGUGAAAGCCAUAAAUCAAGCAGGCAGCCGGAACAGUGAACCCACCCGACUAAAAACAAACAGCCAACCCUUUAAACUAGAUCCCAAGAUGACUCACAAGAAGUUGAAGAUUUCCAAUGAUGGAUUGCAAAUGGAGAAGGAUGAGAGCUCUCUGAAGAAAAGCCAUACCCCAGAGAGAUUUAGUGGCACAGGGUGUUAUGGAGCAGCAGGAAAUAUAUUCAUUGACAGUGGCUGCCACUAUUGGGAGGUGGUCAUGGGUUCUUCAACAUGGUAUGCAAUUGGUAUUGCCUACAAAUCAGCUCCAAAGAAUGAAUGGAUUGGCAAAAAUGCCUCUUCCUGGGUCUUCUCUCGAUGCAAUAGUAACUUCGUGGUGAGACAUAACAACAAGGAAAUGCUGGUGGAUGUGCCCCCACAGUUGAAGCGUCUAGGUGUCCUUUUGGAUUAUGACAACAACAUGCUGUCUUUCUAUGACCCCGCUAACUCUCUCCAUCUUCAUACUUUUGAUGUGACCUUCAUUCUUCCAGUUUGUCCAACAUUUACAAUCUGGAACAAAUCCCUAAUGAUCCUGUCUGGCUUGCCUGCCCCAGAUUUUAUUGAUUAUCCUGAGCGACAGGAGUGCAAUUGUAGGCCUCAAGAAUCCCCUUAUGUGUCUGGGAUGAAAGCUUGCCAUUAAGUGUCAAGAGAGCAUGUAAUAUAGUGGCUCUCCACUUCAGCACUUCUUCCCCUCCUAAGCCUCAACUAGUGUUUCAUAUAUGAGAUACAGGAUAAAGUUCAUUGGAAGCACCCUAAAAUAAACUAGAUAUUGUAGAUUUAAUUUUUGUGCAUUAAAGAUUAUGUUUGAAUCCAUGUAUUGAGUUACUCAGAACAAAUGAUCUGAAUAGUCUGGGUUCAUGCCAUCAGGGAAGAAUUUUAGAGGAUAUCGCUCUCAUCAUUGGAGAAUUCAAAAUUCCCAGUGAUUUGGGAGCAUAAAUGAUCCUGGAAGGAAUUAGCAUUUCUAGCAGUGGCUAGUUUGACCAGGUAUAAUUUGCACAGUGUCAAGUUAUCACAUAUUGUGUGUCACUUUUUAAUACACUAACAAUCAAGAUAUUAUAAGAAUAUCAUACAUGUACAUAUAUAAUAUAUAAAAUGACUAAAUUCAAUUAUGAGUAAAAUGACAUAAAUCAUUUUAUCUAUUACAUAUAUACAAUAAACCCUAAUUUGCCAAUUUAAAUGAGAAAUAUAUUGAAAAAAAUGAAUUACACUGUCCAUUCUUAUCUCCCAGAUGAAAUAUCACAGGUGGUGGGCAUUUUUCUCUUCUUUCCUUCUAGCCUUUCUUUCUUCCCUCUUGUCACAUAUACAAAUGCAUGGGAUCAAGACACAGGAAAUGACAAUAGCCCUUGGAGAGAUCUGGGGCCAGGACAGCAAAAGAGAUGUUAAUGCUACAUAGAAAUGCCCUGUGUAGCAUAAUUUCAUUGAUAUUGCUUAAUAUGAAGAUUCAUCAGAAUUAUUAAAAAUUGUCACAGGAUAUUUCAAAGAAAUAUAUUUUUGUUAUUCUCUGAUACAUAGUGACUAAACUUAGGCUUAAAAAUAGAAUAAUGGUAUAUAUGCAAGAUUAGAGUCUCACAACAGUGUGAUGCAGCCAUGAUCAUUCAGGCCUUUACAGCCAUUGAAGCAAGACAUUCUCCCCAAGCAUGGUUGGAUACCAUAAAAAGCUAAAAUGAUACGCUCAGGAUGCGAGGCUAAGCACUGCACUCAGGGUCAGCCGCUUUGGACCCAGAGAAGAGCAUGUCUGAUUGCAUGCGGGUUGAUGCCCCAGGU